AUGCUUCUUAUUGAAUUUUUAAAUCUAGUAAAAGUAAAUACAAAUGUUAAUGGAUAUGAACUUAAUUUUUUAAUGAAACAUAUUACAUUAAUUAAUAGUUUUCUUAUUGAACGAGAGAUACAUUUUUUUAGUAAUUUACCUGAAAAUGAAAAAAAAAUUUUAAAUGAUGCUACUUCUGAGCAAAUUUAUCCAUCAACUGAUAUUGAAAUAUUGAAAUUUAUAAAAUCAAAAUCAUACUCAUUUGGAGAACAUGUAGAAUGCAUUUUUAUGAAAUUUAUAGAAAAACAAGUUUCAUUAUUACCAGAAAAUAAAGAUCUGUUUGAUUUUUUAUUAAAAACAUCAUCAAAUUUGUUAAUUUCUGUUCCUGCUAACCCAAACUUUGAUGAUGUAAAAAAUUUUUUACUAAAAUUUUAUUUAAAAUAUAAUGAUCUCAAUAGGGAAGCAAAAAGACAACUUUAUUUACUUUACCCUAAUAUUGAUAAAUUGAUAAAUAAUUUAAAGUUUAAAAAUUUAAUUAUUAAGUUUAUACAAUUGUCUGAUUAA
Messenger RNA from Strongyloides ratti, 543 nucleotides. Its product is annotated as Nematode fatty acid retinoid binding family-containing protein. Lineage: Eukaryota; Metazoa; Nematoda; Chromadorea; Rhabditida; Strongyloididae. The record is from RefSeq and is a predicted model, not a curated record. Gene Ontology annotation, molecular function: lipid binding. The coding region runs from base 1 to 543 and encodes 180 amino acids. The transcript has 2 exons.